Erpetoichthys calabaricus (reedfish) is the source of this 569-nucleotide messenger RNA. RefSeq names its product migration and invasion enhancer 1-like. The record is from RefSeq and is a predicted model, not a curated record. NCBI's taxonomy places the organism in Eukaryota, Metazoa, Chordata, Cladistia, Polypteriformes, Polypteridae. The coding region runs from base 1 to 318 and encodes 105 amino acids. The transcript has 4 exons.
AUGUAUGAACUGUUAAUAGAUAAUACCAUGGAUUCAUUUACUAAGAAAGCAAUUAGCUCUGAAUAUAAAAGGUACGAGUCCCGUUACCAUGCUCUGGCCACGAAGAUCAAAGAGCAUGUGCCAGAUGCAGAAAUCUCUGGUGACAAAGGAAGGAAAACUUCCUUUGAAAUUACACUGAAUGACCAGCUCAUAUUCUCUAAACUGAAAAUGGGUGGAUUUCCAUUUGACGAAGAUGUCAUACAGGAAGUCAAGAAAGCAAGUCACGGAGAACCUGUUUCUUUGAUCCAGAAGAAGAAGAGUGGCUGUAUCAUCAUAUAAGCCAAUAAUCCAAGAUUCAGAAAUGACUUCUUAAUUUUAAACUGGGAGGCAGUUCUUAGAAUGACUGCUUUUACCUAAACCUGCGGUGAAAGCAUGAGAAACUAAAGAACUUUUUCUCAAAUUUGAAAUUGAAGAGUCCAUUUCUGAAAACUUCUUAUAACCUUGAAACCAAACGAUGAUUGAAUAUUGAAAGAAAACCCAAAACACUGUGCUAAAAAUACAAAUAAACUAAUAAACAAAACUUAGCGAUA